Messenger RNA from Triplophysa rosa, 4232 nucleotides. RefSeq names its product zinc finger and BTB domain containing 22b (gene zbtb22b). Gene Ontology annotation, biological process: regulation of transcription by RNA polymerase II. Gene Ontology annotation, molecular function: DNA-binding transcription factor activity, RNA polymerase II-specific; protein binding; RNA polymerase II cis-regulatory region sequence-specific DNA binding. The transcript is spliced from 4 exons. The record is from RefSeq and is a predicted model, not a curated record. The coding region runs from base 130 to 2088 and encodes 652 amino acids. NCBI's taxonomy places the organism in Eukaryota, Metazoa, Chordata, Actinopteri, Cypriniformes, Nemacheilidae.
UAAAGCAGCGGUCCGUCUGCAGACUCAACCCUGGUGUCAGUCCACCAUUAGUCUCGGCCCGGUGGGAAAGAUUGAUUUGACAUUAUGAAAACCCAUCUGUUGAUGUUAGACGGACAUAUUUAAAUAGGGAUGCAGUCGGUCACAGUGGAGCAAGACUAUGGUGACCCGUCAGGUUCAGUGGUGCAGGUGUGUUUUCCCAGCGUGCAGACAUCGGUUCUGGACAGCUUGAAUCGUCAGCGUGAGGAGGGUCAUCUCUGUGACCUCUCCAUCCAUGUGCAGGGUCAGGUGUUUAAAGCCCACAGAUGUGUACUGGCUGCAUCAUCACCUUACUUCCAUGAUCAGGUGCUGCUGAAGAACAUGUCCACUGUCUCCAUCCCAGCCGCCAUGGACCCGCUGGCGUUCGAAAGCGUCCUAAAUUGUGCUUACACAGGACAGCUGCGGAUGCUUCGUGAUGACAUCGUGAACUACCUCACCGUCGGCAGCGUGCUUCAGAUGUGGCACAUCGUGGACAAAUGCACCGAGCUUCUCCGAGAAGCGCGGGGAGGUUCAAGUGGACCUCAGGGAACGGGAGAAAAGACCAACGCCGGGCUCGGCGGCUGUGCCAACAAGGUGUCCCAAGCAGAAAGAGAAGAUGCACUUUCUUCUCCUCAACCUCCAAACCGACCAUCAUUCAGCGAGAGCCAAUCUCCCAGCAGCACCAAUUACUUCAGUCCUAGAGAGGCAAACUUCGGAGGGGGCACGGUGACCACCGGGGCAGUUGGGGAAAGCGUGGUCCACUCCACUCCCACCUACUGCACCCCCUCCGGUGGGGAGGAGGGUUUUCUGAUGGAAGAAGAGGAAGAUGAUGAGCUUUUGUUUUCCAGGAAUAGAGAGCGGGAAGGUGGGAAGCGCAAGAAUUCAACCUCCGUCUCAGAUCAAGAGGUCGGGGUGAGCGACAGUUUUGGAGUUUCCUCUUAUCAGGGUGGAGAUGCCACACCGCCCCAGAGGCGCCCGUCGUAUAGUCAACCGAGCAUCAUGCCAAGAAAACAGUGGGUGGUGGUAAAGACGGAGAACUCGAGAGAUGAUGACCUCAUCGUGGUGUCAGGAGAGGAAGGAGGUGAGGAUGAAGAGGAACGAGAGAUGGAGACGGUCAGAGAGAGAGACAGGGCGUUUAAUAUAUCAAAUGUACGGACGCUAUCGGGACUGAGGGAACAGGCCGAAAUGGAGGCACAGGGUGACUAUUGCCAGUCUUCAGAAGACUACCUCAAGUAUGAGAGGGGUUUGAUGGACCAGACGUCCUCUCAUCAUCACCCCGCUGAGACUCCCAGUCAAUGUACCAGCAGGGCCGUUUCUGCUCUGCUCAGUUCAGUCCAGUCCACUUCUGCCAGAGCUCAACUCUUUCCUCUGGAUAUGCAAGGAAACCAGAUUUUCCUGUACAAUCAGGCUGCCCUCGAAUCCACCUCUCCAUUGGGUCACGCAGGAGGAAUACCUAUGAAAAGCAGUCUUGAACACGGAGCGGUCCCUUUACCCGGGCAAAGCGCUUUGGGCAGCGGCAUAGAAGGACUGGACGGCGGAGGGGCCGGCGGUCCCGGCAAGGUCUUCAUGUGUCACUGCGGCAAAACGUUCACGCACAAAAGCAUGCGGGACCGGCACGUCAACAUGCACCUGGACCUGCGGCCCUUUCACUGCCCCGUCUGCUCCAAGAAGUUUAAGAUGAAGCAUCACCUCACGGAACACAUGAAGACCCACACGGGUCUGAAACCGUACGACUGUCACGCCUGCGGGAAGAAGUUCAUGUGGCGUGAUAGUUUUAUGAGGCAUCGCUCGCACUGUGAGAGGCGCAGCUUGGGCGCCAAGAGUGCUGACGGCUCGAUCGUCUCUCCGCCACAUCAUCUGAAGCUCCAGACCUCAGUCGGUGAGAUCAGUCAGAGCAGAAGCGCGGCCUCGGGUCAACAUACCAUUAGCAGCAGUGGGGUCUCGUGUCUCGGCAUGGCGGCGGCCGGGUCUUUCCUAGGAAUGGGUUCACAAAGUGUGGUGCACAGCCUCGGUUCCGUUGGGCGUGUGGAGGAAAUGUGUGAGGGGGAUGUCGAUGAAAGCAGUGUCACAUAAGCUAAGCCACGAGUCAAUCCAAGAUCACUGUUCCUCAAAACAAAACGUGGUUUGUGAUCGUCUUCGGCUUUAAAGGGACCACGUGCACAAUAAUCUGAUUCUUUACCUCUUUGAGUGAAUGUGCCAUACAUGGUGUGUUUGGAAGUAAACCGAUAGCCAAGUGCCCAUUGCUAGCUCACCUGUGUACCAACUUCUUAAAGACGAUCAAGAUCAGGCUGCUAUAGUGACUGCCAGGACCAGGAAUACAAACGUUGCAUACAAACAAUCUGCCUCACUAGCACAGAACAUGUGUGUUCACCGUUGCUCUGAAGUGCCAUUCUGUUCUGUAUGAUUAUGUUGUGGAGUCCGUGUAGAUUACUGUAACUCAUUUGGUCUUGAUGUGGACUUUCAGUGUACUUUUUAACAUGACUGUAUAAGGUAUAUUUCCAUUGAUUUCCUAGAUAGACGACAGAAAUCGAGAUUCUUUUUUCACUGCUUGCAAGGGAUAGUUCACACAAAAAUUGUCAUUAUUUAUUCACCCUCACGUCAUUCCAAACCUGUAUGACUUGCUUUCUUCUGCAGAACACAAAAGAAGAUAUUUUGAAGAACGUUGGUGACCAAACAACAUUGGCCCCAUUGACUUCCAUUGUAUAGGCACAAAACCACAGAGGCAUUUCUCAAAAUAUCUUCUUUUGUGUUCCACAGAUGAAAGAGUCAUACAGGUUUUGAAUGACAUAAAGCAGAAUAAACGACAGAAUUUUUAUUUUUGGGUAAAUGAUCUCAUUAAAGAACAGGAAAGUUUAGGAUCAUGUUGGUGGUUGGAUUUAAAUGCUACAUUAAACAUUUUACAAUAUUACACAUGACCAGGGUCAUAACCACCCUAUUUAUCAAUUUAAUUCCUUAAUUAUUAUUAUUUAUUCAUUUCUCCAAAAACCCUGAAUAUGUGGUUUCAACCAUGCACAUUGCCUGAUGAUGUUAUCCAAAUCGAUCACUGUUCUACGAUCGCAGCGCUGCUUGGAGCCUUAGAAAAUAUAUCUCGGCAUAACCAAACUGCAAACACAUGACUAUAGGAAUCUACCGGCCGAAGACAAGUUUAGACCCAAACACCAAACUACUGAACUCCUGCUGGACUUAAGAUAGCCUACAGUACCAAUAGUGAUGCAAGAGUUUGCCUUCCAUGAAGGCUGCCGAGACAUGAUUUGCAAUGUUUGGAAAAGGAAACGAAUGGACCUAAAACUAUGAAGUAUGUAAAUGCCAAAUGUGUGUGAACGUCUGGACCCGAGUGUACUAUGAGGAGUUUAAUUUAGUCGAGAUAUAAGUGAUGUGGAUCUGUUCAGGACUCCUGAUUUAAAGGGAUAGUUCACCCAAAAUUAAAAAAACCCUGUCAUUUAUUCACCCUCAAAACUUCUGACCUGACCUCGGUAUAUGAGCCUUUCUUCUGUGAAACACAAAAGAAGAUAUUUUGAGAAAUGUCUCAGUAGUUUUGUAGUCAAUUAAUGUUGUUUGGUUACCAACAUUUUUCAAAAUAUCAUCAUUUGUGUCCUGCAGUCAUGGAAUGAUAUUGAAGAAAGAAUUUUCAUUUUUGGCUGAACUCUUUAUUGAACUGCUUUUGUGGUUGUCCUGAUACGUGUAUGCAUCAAUGAACAGUUGAUUUGUACAUGGAUAAAUAUGUUGCCCAGAACCAGAUACCUCAACGUUUAUGUAAAUAUUUACAAUAUACUGUAUACAAUACGAUAAAUCUUUGAGAAUCACAGAGACUUAUACAGUUGUUGCUUAUCCACACAUUCCUGUUUCUUUCCCAUCAAACCUGUGUGCAUUUCAGAUUAGUGGGUAAAGAGAAUAAUGAAGUAUGGAUGAUUCAAAAUAAACCUGAGAAAUGAUCACGAGUGGUACUGUAGGAAAAGCAUGAUUCAGUGCUUGCUAAUAGAGUAAUGUGGUUAGACACAUCUGCAUUUUGUACUGAAAAAUAAAAGUGUUCCAUCUUCAGUCGUUGUUGUGAAUCUGAUCUACUGUUGGUUAUUGAAUUACACAAUCGAGACCGUUUUUGCUGUAUCAGAUAAAACAUCAGUAUUUUCACAAGAUACUACGUUUAAAUCAAAUAAAGUAACUUAAGAUAUGACUCGCUUUUUUAAUUUGGUUCGGAUUAGUGCUCAUUACUAUUGAGU